Molecule: messenger RNA, 1734 nt
Organism: Trypanosoma cruzi
Lineage: Eukaryota; Euglenozoa; Kinetoplastea; Trypanosomatida; Trypanosomatidae
Exons: 1
Coding region: 1-1734 (577 amino acids)
Source: RefSeq, a predicted model, not a curated record
AUGGACAUUCACACGCGUGACGAUCCGUUCGCGUACGGUUACGGCAAUGGCUACGGUGUUGUGGACAAUGUCGACACAUUGGAUGGGCUUUUCAGUUCCACCGCCCCUGACAAAAACAGUCAAGAGGUUGGCGUGCUGGAAAAAAAGCAGGGGUUUCUUCCCCUGUUGCAGUCUAAAGGCACCCCGGGGUUUUGUUCACCACCGAGGAAAAGUCCCUCCCCGAAAUUGGGCGGCAACGACAAGAACGGCGAUGAUGAAGAUGUGAAAAAUGCCGCCACCACCACCACCACCACUGUCGCCAGGCGCACCAGGGUGUCUCUCCCCAACUCAGACGCAACGAGGCCCCUGGCACGCAGUCCGGAUGGUUCUCCACAAAGGGGGCAGGGAGCUGCCGCCGGAAAUGUAGGCCAAGUAGUUAUCAGGAGCCGAGUCAGCCUUCCGCACACGAAGCCAAACGGGUUGCGAGAAUCGUUGUCGCAGCCGCGGCAGCAGCCACUAAGCAAAGCUUUGCAUGAUGGCACAAAUAAGAAUGACAUCCCUGUGGAUGCCCCACCCAAUGGAAGGCGCGUAAGCACGCGAAAGAUUUUUUUUAAUGCAACAGCAACCAAGGCACAAAACAACGCAGUGAAAAGGCAGGGGGGUGAAGAUGGAAGGAGAAAAAUCUACUUCUCCGGAGAGAGGGCUAGAGCGCCCACAGAAAAAGCCUCUGUCACCGCCAUCCCAGGAGCUCCUGGAGAGGCGUUCAUUAGGAGGAAACACCCGACGGUGUCUGAGGCCCCAACGCCGGGAGGCAAGAAUACGCUGAAAUCAACAAGCACAGCUCCCGUGUCCGUGUGCACACCGAGUAAAUCUGAGAAUAACAAAACCGAGUCGAUUCAGCCCCUCAAAAAAACGGACGGUUGGGUAGAAAAAGAACAAGAUAUGAUGGGGCAACACGUCAUUGCGUACGAAAGUCCUCCUACCGAAGACGGGAAGCAUCCCCCAUCGAACGUGCCGGAAAUUGACAAUCAGGGUCCUCCUGUUCACCCCUCUGUCAAUGACCAUCAGAAAACACCCAAAACACGUGAGAAAAGCGACUCUAUUGAUCAUGGAUAUGAGGAUGAAAAGGCAGCUCUUCAUCGUUCCUUUCACACAGAAAUGUGGGACACACUCAUAGAAGUAUCUGGAGAAAAAACUCUAACUAGUAGGUCUGAGGAAUAUGGUACGGAACGAUCCCACAGGGGGGAGGUUUCCAGGGAAAGCACAGAUGAUAUGCAAGAAAUGCAUGAUCACAUCGAUGAACUUGUGAGCACAUCAGCAGAGGCCAUGGUCCGAUUGCGGCUGUUUUCUUCAGCAGAAAAAAGGUGGCCGGAGAUUGAAAUGUGGGCAGCCGCGCCGCUUCUUAUGUUUACUCCUCCACCGAAUCCAAAUUCAUCAACAGCGGGUGUAAUUGAGUACGCAGGGGAGCAGCUGGAGUUGGAUUGGAAUCUGCACAAUGUGAUUGCUCAGGUCUUUCAUCACGACCGUCCACGGAAUCUGACUUACCCGGAAGAAAUGCCUCUAGAAUUGGAAAAGACAAAAACAAAGCGUCGUCCACGUACACCACGUAGUUUCUACGGAGUGAAGGGAGCGAGGAUGCCAUCGGAUUGGUUCCGCCAUGCAUUGGGUAACAUAAAACAUGUCAAUAGCCCAGAUCUGGAGGCAAUCGAUGCAGCCGAGGUGUCCAAGAAAAUUUCCCACAGCAGGGUACGUUGA